This is a messenger RNA of Chiroxiphia lanceolata (lance-tailed manakin), 4239 nucleotides long. It is a transcript of the gene PNPLA6, whose product is annotated as patatin like phospholipase domain containing 6. The record is from RefSeq and is a predicted model, not a curated record. The transcript has 37 exons. Gene Ontology annotation, molecular function: phosphatidylcholine lysophospholipase A1 activity. Gene Ontology annotation, biological process: phosphatidylcholine metabolic process. Bases 30 to 4043 code for a protein of 1337 amino acids. NCBI's taxonomy places the organism in Eukaryota, Metazoa, Chordata, Aves, Passeriformes, Pipridae. Gene Ontology annotation, cellular component: endoplasmic reticulum.
GGGAGGGGUGUUAUCGGGGGGCAAUAACGAUGGAGGAGGACUUUGGAUGGGCAGAGCCCCCCCCGGCCAUGGGGCAGAGCGAGUCGGAGCCGCAGGACGAGGCCGAGGACGGGCCCCUGAGGGCGGUGCUGCCGCGGUUCUUGACCGACCGGCUCCCGACCAGCGCGGUGCUGGGGGCCAUCCUGGGCCUCGGCCUCACCGUCGUCGUCGUCGUCACGGCCGUCGUGGCCCUGCUGCACCGGCUGCGCCUUAAGGAGGUGCCCGCCCAGGAGACCCCCCGGUACCGCUUCCGCAAGAGGGACAAGAUGCUCUUCUACGGCCGCAAGAUCAUGCGCAAGGUGUCCCAGUCCACGUCGUCCCUGGUGGACACCACCAUCUCCAGCACCUCCCGGCCCCGCAUGAAGAAGAAGCUGAAGAUGCUCAACAUCGCCAAGAAGCUGCUGCGCAUCCGGAAGGAGCAGCCGACGCUGCAGCUGAAGGAGCCGCCGCCGGCGGUGCUGGAGGCCGACCUGACCGAGUUCGACGUGGCCAAUUCCCACCUGCCCUCCGAGGUCCUCUACAUGCUCAAGAACGUCCGGGUGCUGGGGCACUUUGAGAAGCCGCUGUUCCUGGAGCUGUGCAAGCACAUGGUGUUCCAGCAGUGCCAGCAGGGCGAGUACGUGUUCCGGCCCGGCCAGCCCGACACCAGCAUCUACGUCCUGCAGGACGGCAAACUGGAGCUGCUGCUCACCGAGCCGGAUGGGAAGGAGACGGUGAUGAAGGAGGUGUUCCCUGGGGACAGUGUCCACAGCCUGCUCAGCAUCCUCGAUGUCAUCACGGGCCACCAGCGGCCGUACCGCACGGUGUGCGCCCGCGCCGCCGAGGACUCCACCAUCCUGCGCCUGCCGGUCGAGGCCUUCUCCGCCAUCUUCGAGAAGUACCCGGAGAGCUUGGUGCGGGUGGUGCAGAUCAUCAUGGUGAGACUGCAGCGCGUCACCUUCCUGGCCCUGCACAACUACCUGGGCUUGACCAACGAGCUCUUCAGCCACGACAUGCAGCCCCUGAGGCUCUUCCCCCAGCCCGGCCACCCCGCCCGCACCAGCCCCGUCCGGCACAGCAAGAGGGGCCUGGGCAGCGCCGACGAGGGCCGGGAGCAGGCCGAGCUGCUGAAAAGUGCGGGGUUGGAGACCCCGGUGCCGCCGCCGCCGCCCCUGAGCCGCUGCAUCUCCAUGCCCGUGGACAUCUCCGGCAUCCAGAAGGGUCCCCGCUCCGACUUCGACAUGGCCUACGAGCGCGGCCGCAUCUCGGUGUCGCUGCAGGAGGACAGCACGGGGGCCAUGGCCGGAUUCACACGGUCGGUGUCCCACGAGCCCAAGGAGCGCAAGUCGGUGACGCUGGAGGAGCCCCCGCCGGGGUCCCACCAGUCCAACUCCAGCGAGGACGAGGCGGGGCCGGGGCCGUGUCCCUUCGGGCCCUUCCAGGGCCGCCAGACCAACCUUGUCUUCGAGGCCGCCAAGCAGGAGCUGGUCAAGCUCAUGAAGGUGGAGGACCCCUCUCUCCUCAACAACCGCGUCCUGCUCCACCACGCCAAAGCCGGGACCGUCAUUGCCCGCCAAGGUGACCAGGACGUGAGCCUGCACUUCGUGCUCUGGGGGUGCCUGCACGUGUACCAGCGCAUGAUCGACAAGGCGGAGGACGUGUGCCUGUUCCUGACACAACCCGGCGAGCUGGUGGGGCAACUGGCCGUGCUCACCGGGGAGCCCCUCAUCUUCACCAUCAAGGCCAACCGCGACUGCACCUUCCUCAAGAUCUCCAAGUCCGACUUCUACGAGAUCAUGCGGGAGCAGCCCAGCGUGGUGCUGAGCGUGGCGCACACCGUGGCCGCCCGCAUGUCGCCCUUCGUGCGCCAGAUGGACUUCGCCAUCGACUGGAUGGCCGUGGAGGCCGGGCGGGCGCUCUACAGGCAGGGGGACAAGUCCGACUGCACCUACAUCGUCCUCAACGGGCGGCUGCGCUCCGUCAUCCAGAAGGGCAGCGGCAAGAAGGAGCUGGUGGGGGAGUACGGCCGCGGGGACCUCGUGGGCGUGGUGGAGGCCCUGACCAGGCAGCCCCGGGCCACCACGGUGCACGCGGUGAGGGACACGGAGCUGGCCAAGCUCCCCGAGGGCACCUUGAACAACAUCAAGCGCAGAUACCCCCAGGUCGUCACCCGCCUCAUCCACCUGCUGAGCCAGAAGAUCCUGGGGAACCUCCAGCAGCUCCGCGCGCCCUUCGCCGGCUCCGGCCUGGGCGUGGCCUCCAGCUCGGAGCCCAUCAACCCCACCAGCAACCUGUCGACGGUGGCGGUGCUGCCGGUGUGCGAGGAGGUGCCCACGGCCGCCUUCACUCUGGAGCUGCAGCAUGCCCUCACCGACGUCGGUCCCACCCUGCUCCUCACCAGCGACAUCAUCCGCGCCCGCCUCGGCUCCUCGGCGCUCGACAGCAUCCAGGAGUACCGGCUGUCGGGGUGGCUGGCGCAGCAGGAGGACAUCCACCGCAUCGUCCUCUACCAGACCGACUGCACCCUCACCACCUGGACCCUGCGCUGCUUCCGCCAGGCCGACUGCAUCCUCAUCGUGGGGCUGGGAGACCAGGAGCCCGAGCUGGGAGAGCUGGAGCAGAUGCUGGAGAACACGGCGGUGCGGGCGCUGAAGCAGCUGGUGCUGCUGCACCGCGAGGACGGGCCCAGCCCGGCGCGCACCGUCGAGUGGCUCAACAUGCGCAGCUGGUGCUCGGGGCACUUCCACAUCCGCUGCCCCCGGCGCGUCUUCUCCCGCCGGAGCCCCGCCAAGCUGCGGGAGAUGUACGAGAAGGUGUUUGAGAAGGAGCCCGACCGCCACAGCGACUUCUCCCGCCUGGCGCGGGUCCUCACCGGCAACACCAUCGCCCUCGUCCUGGGCGGCGGCGGCGCCAGGGGCUGCUCCCACAUCGGGGUGAUCAAGGCCAUGGAGGAGUCGGGGAUCCCCAUCGACAUGGUGGGCGGCACCUCCAUCGGCGCCUUCAUCGGGGCGCUGUACGCGGAGGAGCGCAGCGCCGUGCGCACCAAGCAGCGGGCACGGGAGUGGGCCAAGUGCAUGAAUUCGGUCUUUGAGACCGUCCUGGACCUCACCUACCCCAUCACCUCCAUGUUUUCGGGCUCAGCCUUCAACGCCAGCAUCAACAAGGUUUUCCAGGACAAGCAGAUCGAGGACCUGUGGCUGCCCUACUUCAACGUCACCACCGACAUCACGGCCUCGGCCAUGCGCGUGCACACCGAUGGCAGCCUCUGGCGCUACGUCCGAGCCAGUGCCUCCUAUACCCCCUACCUGCCUCCGCUCUGCGACCCCAAGGACAGCCACUGGCUGGUGGACGGCUGCUAUGUUAACAAUGUCCCAGGCUCGCUCUGGCGCUACGUGCGAGCCAGCAUGACCCUCUCGGGGUACCUCCCGCCCCUCUGCGACCCCAAGGACGGCAACUUGCUGAUGGACGGGGGUUACAUCAACAACCUGCCAGCCGACAUCGCGCGCAACAUGGGGGCCAAGACGGUGAUCGCCAUCGACGUGGGCAGCCAGGACGAGACCGACCUGUGCAACUAUGGCGACAGCCUGUCCGGCUGGUGGCUGCUCUGGAAGCGCCUCAACCCCUGGGCCGAGAAGGUCAAGGUGCCCGACAUGGCCGAGAUCCAGUCCCGCCUGGCCUACGUGUCGUGCGUGAGGCAGCUGGAGGUGGUGAAGUCGAGCUCGUACUGCGAGUACAUCCGCCCGCCCAUCGACCGCUUCAAGACCAUGGACUUCGGCAAGUUCGACGAGAUCUACGACGUGGGGUACCAGCACGGCCGGGUGGUGUUCGAGGCCUGGCGCCAGGGGGACGUCAUCGACAAGAUGGUUCGGGACCGGCGCUCGGCCGACUUCUACGAGAGCAAGCGCAUGGACGUUCUCACCUGUCCCAGCGCCGGGUUCACCGACCUGGCCGAGAUCGUGUCGCGCAUCGAGCCGGCCAAGCCCUACCUGUCCGACGGCUACGGCGACGAGAGUCGGACUGCCUGACGGAGGACGAGGGCCCCGGAGUCGGGCCGGGGGGAGGAGGACGCCUUCGCCCCCUCGGAGUGGGCCGGGAACGGCGCCUUGGAGGCCGAGGAGGAGAGGACCCUCCGGCACCGCCCCAGCGCCGCCGGGACCCCCCCGCCCCCCCGCCGGACCCCGACGGUUACUGAGGGACCCUCACGGCUCUACCUCCCCCCAG